CGCCGUACGUGAGUAACAGUGCUCAAACAUUCGUUGAAACGAUCAGUCGUAUGUUCCGUCCCGUGACACGGAUUGCAUAUUUCAUAAAUUCUGCUACAAAGUAAUUUCGUCGAGUCUUAUUUUCAAUUGAAUACAUCCUUAUUCUUUGUCGGGUAAUACCUCUCUCGUGUAACGACUUCACGUAUUUACGUUCUCUUUGUCAAUCACGACUGUGUAUCUCCUGAAUUACUACCGUACCACCUGUCACUUUGUUUCCAAUUGCAAAAGAGAAAGAAGUAUUUAGCAGAAAAAUGUCGAGCGUGAAAAUUUUUACGAUAUUAUGUGCUGUUAUUUGUUUCACGAAUCAAUUAGCCUUUAGCCAUGUUAUACCCGAUUAUUGUUACUCCGAUGACAAUUAUCCGUAUCGGUUUGCUGGCACGAAAACAGCUUAUGAGAUCGAGCAUGAUUUGAUUAAGGAUACCGCUAUACCGGACUGCAAACCGAUACAAAUUUGGAUGCUAAUUAGACAUGGCACUCGUUACCCUGGGAAACAUGAGAUUCGGGACAUGAAACACAAAUUGCCAAAGCUUCAACGAAAGAUCAUCGAGAACCAUGAAAACGGAAACGGUAGCCUGUGCCAGAAAGACUUGGAGAAGCUGAAAUCGUGGAAAUUGAAUCCAGAUCUUUCAGUGGAGAAGUGGAAGUACUUAACGAAGCAAGGCGAAGAAGAUUUAUCAUCGCUUGGUGAACGGUUCAAAAAUUAUUUCCCAGAAAUUUUCCAAUCUUCUUCGGCUGACGUUUCGAAGACGAAAUACAAGUUUAGAUCAACAGACCUUCAACGAACAAUAGCUAGCAUGGAAAAUUUCAUUACCGGUCUCUUUGGCCGUGACUAUGUGUCUAUCGAUACCGAAAUAGUACCAGCCGCUGAAGACACUUUAUUGAAGCUGUAUAAAAUAUGUAAGCGAUGGACGGAACAAAUGGGCAAUUCAUCGACCAAUGCUGAAGUUAAAGAGUUAAUAAAUGGCCCGCUAUUCAGGCAAAUAAUCGACGACAUUAGUCAGCGACUCGGCUUUCCAAAUAGCCUUUCAUUAGACGAUGCUGUAAUUAUGUACACUUCGUGCGUCUUCGAGAAUGCCUGGUACAUAAACGAAAAGUCUCCCUGGUGUGCAGCUUUCACCAAAGAUGAACUUCAAUUGUUCGAGUACGAGGAAGAUCUGUAUUACUACUAUCACUCUAGUUACGGUCAAGAAAUGAGCAGUGCUGUCGGAUGUCCACCCUUGAAGGACAUGUUUACUCGUUUCGCAAAAUUGGAGAACGGGACGUCGAGCGACGAGCCGCAGGGUGUUUUCUAUUUUACCCAUAGUUCAGCGCUGCAAUUGUUCCUCACAUCGAUGGGAAUCGCGAAGGACGCGGUACCUUUGACAGCUUCGAAUUUUGACAGCAUGGGGAACAGGAAAUGGAGCACCUCUCAUCUGGCACCCUUCGCUGCCAAUCUCGCGGCCAUUUUCUACGAGUGUAAUUCUUCGUACAAAGUGAGGUUUUAUUUAAACGAGAGACCUCUGGAAUACGAAGGCUGUCAAAUGGGCGUGUGCGAUUGGGACUAUCUGAAGGAACAGAUCGGACCCAAUGCUUUCAAUUGCAACGCUGAUUUUUGUUCGAAAUGACAGGAAUGAGGUAGAAUAGUUGUUUCGAGCAAUCGCGUUAAUGGCUGAACGUUACGUAAACGAAAACAAUGAAAUAAGGUUAUGGCAAGAGCGAUUCUGUUGAAGUGAUUACGAACCAUAUCGGAUGUGCUUUUGUCAGGGAUCGUGUGGAAGAAGUUACAGUCUGACAACUUGUACGGUGAUGUUCGAAGCAACGAAGCUAGACGACCUUAUAUUACUGUCACAUAAGCUGGCGCGAUGAGCGAUACGUUCAUACGUUACGACGCCUUCGAAUUUCAGCGUUCACGUUUCCUCGGUUAUCGUCGUUCAAACUUUCGCGUAAUAUUUCUCCACUUCGAAUUAACCGUGUUUAUUACCAUUCAAUCGUAUUUUAUUAUUUUAUCAUUUUAUUCCGUUUUAACUCGCGAUUGAAAAUUCAUUAACGCAAUCAUCGGAAGAUACAAAUGUGAUUUAUGUACCGUAUAAAAUCGGAAUAUUAAGAUUAACGUAUCCGUAUUUCAAUAUGCAUUUUACACAUAUUGCUCAAGUUUAAUAAAUUACGAGCUACUCGUUCCCACGCUGUUUUAUAAUUCACCGUGGGUGUUUUAACGAAGUUUCGAUCGUUAAUAUUAUCCUGUACAAUGCGAUUAUCUUUUCAGUUCCACAGUCUAUUAUACGGUUUUAACAGAGUGCAAAAUGUAUAGACUGUACAGAUACGAAGCAACGAAGCUUGACGACCUUAUGUCAGUGGCACCUGAACUACCGUGACCGAUGCUGGUCGCUGUAGGGGUGUGUGCUGAAACGAAUAUUGUUGUACGUUAAUCCACAACUUCAAAUCCUCCCUUAAAAAUACACAAAUAUUUCCAGAAAAUUGAUCUAAAUUUCCCAAAUAUUCCUCUAUUUCUCAGAGCCCUAAAUGGAUCCUGAGAAAAUAAA
This is a messenger RNA of Eufriesea mexicana, 2558 nucleotides long. Its product is annotated as multiple inositol polyphosphate phosphatase 1. The record is from RefSeq and is a predicted model, not a curated record. NCBI's taxonomy places the organism in Eukaryota, Metazoa, Arthropoda, Insecta, Hymenoptera, Apidae. The transcript is spliced from 8 exons. Bases 291 to 1643 code for a protein of 450 amino acids. Gene Ontology annotation, molecular function: inositol phosphate phosphatase activity; acid phosphatase activity.